CAGCAGGUGCCGCUUGCCAUUCACAAUCAGCUGCAUGCGCCGGAAGAAAUAUUUUGGACUAAACGUUUUUUCUGUAAUUAUUGCGUUAAAAUAGUGAAACUGUUAAUCCAAUCGCCUGCAGGAUGAGGCUGCUGCACAAGACGCUGCUCAGCGGGCUGCUGGUGGUGGCGGUACUCGCGAUUUACACGGCCGCUCAGUCGAAAUCUAAGUCGGCACUCUCGCUGUCGGAGAAAGUACAAAAUCUGGUGGAGAUGAACGCGAAGAAGCCGCUGCUCCGCUUCAAUGGACCCAAGUUCCGGGAGUACGUGAAGAAUGCCCCCCGGAAUUACUCGAUGAUCGUAAUGCUCACUGCCUUGGCUCCCUCACGGCAAUGUCAGAUCUGCCGGCACGCCCACGAUGAGUUCGCCAUCGUGGCCAACUCGUACCGCUUCUCGUCCACUUACUCCAACAAACUUUUCUUCGCCAUGGUGGAUUUCGAUGAUGGCUCCGAGGUUUUCCAGCUUCUGCGCCUGAACACCGCCCCCGUGUUCAUGCAUUUCCCGGCCAAGGGCAAGCCAAAGGGCGCCGACACCAUGGACAUCCAUCGCGUCGGCUUUGCCGCCGAUUCCAUUGCGAAAUUCGUGGCCGAGCGUACGGACAUCACCAUCCGCAUCUUCCGUCCGCCCAACUAUUCGGGCACCGUGGCCAUGAUCACACUGGUGGCCCUGGUUGGCAGCUUCCUCUACAUCCGGCGCAACAACCUGGAGUUCUUGUACAAUAAGAACCUGUGGGGAGCCAUCGCAGUGUUCUUCUGCUUCGCCAUGAUCUCGGGCCAGAUGUGGAACCACAUCCGUGGACCGCCGCUGGUGCACAAGUCCCAGAACGGCGGCGUGGCCUACAUCCACGGCUCCUCGCAGGGCCAGCUGGUGGUGGAGACCUACAUCGUCAUGUUCCUGAAUGCCAUGAUUGUGCUGGGCAUGAUUCUGCUGAUCGAAUCGGGAACUCCAAAGAGCCACAACAAGAACAGGAUAAUGGCGAUGACUGGUUUAGUGCUCCUCACCGUCUUCUUUUCCUUCCUGCUGUCCGUUUUUCGGUCGAAGGCGCAGGGUUAUCCCUAUAGUUUCUUGUUCAAAUAGAAUCGACUGCAGUCCUGUUCCAGUUCAAGUUCACCCCUGUAUCGUUUUGUAGUUAAAAUCACCAGCGAGCACAUAUUUUCUGUGCGUGUAAAACGACUUUAAUAAAUUCCACUACUAAAUUA
Molecule: messenger RNA, 1237 nt
Organism: Drosophila suzukii
Lineage: Eukaryota; Metazoa; Arthropoda; Insecta; Diptera; Drosophilidae
Gene: Ostgamma
Product: oligosaccharide transferase gamma subunit
Cellular component (GO): oligosaccharyltransferase complex
Source: RefSeq, a predicted model, not a curated record